Calidris pugnax (ruff) is the source of this 3041-nucleotide messenger RNA. It is a transcript of the gene OLFM4, whose product is annotated as olfactomedin 4. The record is from RefSeq and is a predicted model, not a curated record. The transcript is spliced from 6 exons. Gene Ontology annotation, biological process: signal transduction. The coding region runs from base 164 to 1642 and encodes 492 amino acids. NCBI's taxonomy places the organism in Eukaryota, Metazoa, Chordata, Aves, Charadriiformes, Scolopacidae.
UUAGUAAUUUGGCACCUAUUAUUAUAUGAGUUUAUGACAUCACUUCUCCAAAAACUUAGAAAAGUAUCAUGCAAGUUCCUCAAGGUUUGGUUAGGGAAAUCCCCAGCCUUUAGUAUAUAAGACCUCCUUUGUCCCUUUGCUGUCACGUCUGCUGGCCGAGAAGAUGAAGCACACACAGGUGGCUGUGCUGCUCCUCAUGCAGAGCGUGAGGGCUCUGACUGCAACAACAACAGUAAGAGAAGAGACCACUUAUAUGACCACUCAUAUGACCACUCCAUAUCUGAGAGAGCCUGACAUGACGACUGAAGUCCUGCACGCUUCCCCAAAGCUCUUCACCAAUGUGUCUGGCUCUGUGGAUGACAGGGGAUCUUGCCAGUGCUCUGUGUACUUGCCGGAUACCACCUUCCCAGUGCAGAAGGCUGAGAAAUUGGAAAUUAUAGCCGCAACGCUCUCGGAGAAAUUUGAGUUAGAGCUUUCUAAAGUUAGAGAGUACUCAGAAAUGAUUGAACUGUAUCAGAAGCAAAUCGUUAAUCUAACCAUCAGAGUGGAGCAUAUGGAGCACACCAGUGUAUCUUACACAGAACUGGACUUCCAGUUACUGAAAAUGGAAAUCAGUGACCUAGAGAGGCUGGUCACUCAGCUGAAAUCCAGCCUUGUUGGAAGCAAUGUCAUCGUUGAGCAAAUAUAUUUGGAGAUCAAAAAUCUGACUAUACUGGUAAAUGAACUAGAAUCACUGGACAAAAACAACGUCCUUGCAAUUCGUCGGCAAAUUGUGUCUCUGCAGAAUCGAUUGAAAGAGUGUGAAGAGAGCAGAAACAAAACUACAGUACCCCCUUAUUUCCCACCAGGUAGCUGCAUUCACCGUGGACUGCUGAAUGUUAGCCAGCCCUAUGUUGUAAAGCUGAACUGGAGAGGAUUUUCCUACAAAUACGGUUCCUGGGGUAGAGAUUACUCUCCCUCUAACCCAGAGGAAGAAGUCUAUUGGGUUGCACCAUUGAACACAGAUGGGAGAUACUUGGAAUACUACAGAAUUUAUAGUUCCUUUGAUGAUUUGCUGCUCUUUAAACCCCUGUAUGAAACUAGAGUAGUGUAUGGGGAGGGAAGUGGUGCUGCCCUUUAUAAUAACUUUUUGUACUAUCAUGCUUAUAGUUCAAGACAAAUGGUGAAGCAUAAUAUAAAAACAAGCACCGAUGUUUUGAGAAAGGAUCUUCCAGAUGCUGCUACUGGUAGCCGUUUCUCUUAUGCAGGUGUAUCAUGGCAAGACAUAGACUUUGCUGUGGAUGAAAGUGGGUUAUGGGUAAUAUAUUCAACAGAAAAUAACUUGGGCAACAUUGUGAUUAGCAAACUCAAUGAGACCACACUUGAUGUGCUAAGUACUUGGCAGACAAGACAGUACAAGCCAUCUGUUUCCAACGCUUUCAUAUUAUGUGGUGUUCUGUAUGCCACAAGGCCAGUAAACACUAGGAAAGAGGAGAUCUUCUACAUGUAUGACACAAAUACUGGCCAAGAAGGUAGAGUAAGUGUCAUGAUAGAUAAAAAGUUAUCUACAAUCCAGAGUAUUGAUUAUAGCCCCUCAGAUCAGAAACUGUAUGUUUACAAUGAUGGUUACCUUCUAAGAUAUGAUGUGACCUUUCAGUCUUAACAUCUCAGUGCCAUAAGCAUGUGAUAAAACUGGCAGCAUCUGAAAUGAGAGAUCCAAUUAGACAAUGCUAUUGGUGGUUUAGGGUUUAUCUGGUCUGGUAUACUCUAUCUGGUAUCCGGGGUGAUGGUGUUAUAUAUAUUAUUUGUACUCUUUAAGGGAAUUAGUAGUAUUGCUGGCAGCAGUGCCUGUCAGUACUGGGUUCUUUACGUUUUGAUUGGUGUUCAUUGGUGUUUUGUGCUUUACAAUAGUCCUGCCACUGGGGGUAGAUUUACUGUACAGAUUUAGUGCAUUUUGUUCCCAGAAAUUGAUGGGCACAGCCUAUCUACUGACCAAGAAGACAAUUAUCCACUGAUGUGCAUUUCUCAGUGUAACACAGACAAGACACCCAGAAACUGAGGAUGAAUUUCCACUGAUCAGCAGAGUGGAUUGAGACCUCAGAGAAAUUGGUAGAAGGAUUAAAACGGUAUAGGAAAUAGACUUGGUUGGAAGACAGCAACCCAUUUUUUUUAGGUGGAAGCAGUAGUAUCUGGCUCAAGGAUUCAGAGGAGAGGGUAGAAAUGGACUUUGAUGUUUGAAGCCCUACCACAGAUAGGAGAGAGAGGGAAUUUGGGCAGAGACAGAGCUCACUGCCCUUGCCAUCACUGACACAAUGGGACAGCCACCCCUGGGGCACCACCUGUAGCUGCCUUCCCUCGGCUCAGCCCUCUCCCAAACUGCCAUAGCACCAGGCUGCCUUCCCAGAGUCACUAUGGGGGCAAAACUGGCAGCAGAGCUUUCACCAUCUUACUUUCUGUCCCACUCUGUUGCCCUUAGCAACUCCUGGUGCCUAGACCUGGCUGUAUGAAUGGUCUCAAUGCAAUUUAGCCAUGUUUUGUGGUCACCAUGGCUCUAUUUUCCUGGCAGUACAGGGCAAGAAACACUGUUUUCCUUUCCUUUAUGCUCUUGUAAGCUGAUGCAAAUGCUCCCGUUGACUUUAUUGGCCACGAGUGGCUUUUAGGUAUAUAUCAUGCAUUGCCAUAGAAUGACAGCCAUGUGAUUUAAUGUGCCUCUAUUCAGCACUUUUGCCAUUCUGUAAUUAGAUUCCUGAGAGCCUUGUUAGUAUAGGGUCCAAUUUUUUCCCUGGGUAAUUCUGUCUUUCAGUAAGGUAAGCAGUCUUGUGGAAAACAGAAGUCUGGUCAGACUAGUUGGAUAUGUGGGGUUUUUUAAAAUGGGUAUUGUGUAAUAAUUUUUGAGUUUGUGCACUGUAUCAAUGUCUUACCUUCAUCAUGUCAGCAGGCUGAAAUACUGAAAUACAGAACUCUACAAUGAUGAAGAAAGCAGUUCAUGUAGUUCAUUUUCUUCUGUUACCUAUGCAAGCAUGUCUGUGUCUUCUGAUAAUAAAAAUCAAUACAUAUAUCAA